This is a messenger RNA of Brienomyrus brachyistius, 2551 nucleotides long. RefSeq names its product ubiquitin carboxyl-terminal hydrolase 36-like. The record is from RefSeq and is a predicted model, not a curated record. Gene Ontology annotation, biological process: protein K63-linked deubiquitination; endosome organization; protein K48-linked deubiquitination. Gene Ontology annotation, molecular function: cysteine-type deubiquitinase activity. The transcript is spliced from 7 exons. Lineage: Eukaryota; Metazoa; Chordata; Actinopteri; Osteoglossiformes; Mormyridae. Gene Ontology annotation, cellular component: midbody; cytosol; extrinsic component of endosome membrane. The coding region runs from base 272 to 1696 and encodes 474 amino acids.
UUUACUUUCUUUCAAUUAUUUAAAUUGAAUUAUGUAUUCAACUUGAAUCUCACUUCCUAAAUUUAUAUAAAAAUUUCAAGUGUGUAUUUCCCUUACAAUAUAAACUUUAUGAAAGUUAUAUUUUUACAUUUACAUUUCAUUGGUGUAGAUCUACCAUGGCGAACUUAAAAAUUAUACCAAGUGUGUAAAGUGCAGACAUGAAAGUGAGCCAGAAUGCACCUCAUUUGUGAUUCUACCACUGGCUAUUGAAUCGCAUCAAAGCUACAAAGUGAUGGAUGGUUGGAAUCAGUUCUUCAAGUCCUCAGGUCUGAAUGGUGAUAAUCAGCUAUACUGUGACGCUUGUGAUGAGAAGACAGACACAGAAACAGUUUGUGCAUUAGUGAGGUACCCUGAGGUCUUAACCUUACAACUCAAGAGGUUUAACUUUGACUACAACUACAUGAUGUAUAUGAAAAGCAACUGCACAGUGGAAAUCCCCAUCAAACUAAAAGUCACUCAGGAGCUCUAUACGCUCUAUGCUAUAAUCAAACAUCGAGGUUCUGUGAAAUCUGGACAUUAUUACACCAUCAUCAAGUCAUUUGAGGAUGGAAAUUGGUACCAUUUUGAUGACAGCUGUGUCUUUCAAUGUGACCCCAAGAUAAAUGAUCAGAAUACCGUCAUCACGUCUGAACAUGCCUACAUGCUGCUGUACACAAGACGAGACAAUGAUUCUGCUGAAAACUGCUUCGUUGAAAGACUCAAAGUUAAAGGAGAGAACAAAGGAGGCUGUUUGGAUGUGGGAAUUGAUGCUGGCAGAGGAUUUGAAAAGGUUGAUAGACACAACAGAGGCUCUAAUGAGGCUGCUGGAAAUGCUGGAGGGAAAUGGAGAUGCAAGAACCAUGAAGAAGAAAGGGCUGGGUAUGUCCAUUCAUCUUCUGAAACCGCUUGUCCGAUUCAGAGUCGCGGGGGGUCUGAAGCCUAUGGGCACAAGGCAGGGAAUAACCGAGGAGGGGGCACCAACCCAUCACGGGACGCCAACCCAUCACGGGGCGGCAACCCAUCACGGGGCGCCAACCCAUCACGGGACGCCAACCCAUCACGGGGCGCCAACCCAUCACGGGGCGCCAACCCAUCACGGGGCGCCAACCCAUCACGGGGCGCCAACCCAUCACGGGGCGCCAACCCAUCACGGGGCGCCAACCCAUCACGGGACGCCAACCCAUCACGGGGCGCCAACCCAUCACGGGGCGCCAACCCAUCACGGGGCGCCACCCCAUCACGGGGCGCCAACCCAUCACGGGGCGCCACCCCAUCACGGGGCGCCAACCCAUCACGGGACGCCAACCCAUCACGGGGCGCCACCCCAUCACGGGGCGCCAACCCAUCACGGGACGCCAACCCAUCACGGGACGCCAACCCAUCACGGGGCGCCAACCCAUCACGGGGCGCCAACCCAUCACGGGGCGCCAACCCAUCACGGGACGCCAACCCAUCACGGGGCGCCACCACAUCACAAAAGACUGAAAAUGCUCCCAUUAGAAAGGCAGGAAACACUGGCCGUGGGAAGGGAGCUAAAAAAGAUUGUGAAAAGAUCACUGCAGAUAAACGAGAUGAAUGCUCUCCAAAAGUCCAUGACGUCAGAGAAGAGGACGGGAGUAAAAUAAGUUGUUUCAGCUUUUUAAAACGACCUAAAUUAAUUUUUUUUUGCAGAAGAUGACUAUCUGUCAGUUGCUUUGUUGCAGUAAAAUCAGAUCAGAGGAUGUUAGAAAGUGAUGACUUUUGUAAUUCUUCAGUAAAUACCCAAUUAUUGUAAGUGAUGGGGAAUACAAUAUAAGUAUUGUAUUCUCUGUUCUAAGUAACAGAGCCUCUGUUCUCAGUAUUUUUUUUGUUAAGACAAUUGUUAAAGAUGAAGAAAAGAAGAAAUAGAUAAAUACAGACACUCCUUUACUUACGAACGAGUUAUGUUCAUAUAUGAAUAUAUGUGACUGUUGCUACAGAGUCAUUACUAUUUUUCACAGUUGCUGUGUGUUUGACUGCAGUAUUCUCAGUAUAGUACAGUUGAUAUCCCCCUUGUGACUUUCUGUGAGUGUUUAAAUGCAGUACAGUUGUUAGUCACUUGAUUAUGGCUACGGAACAGUAAACACUAAAUAUUAUUCAUAUUAGGAAUAAUAUUGUCGCCUGUGUAAACUAUAUUUGUCCAGAACACACUGGUGUUCAUUUCAAAUUAUAUAUGAAACAAUUUGGUUUAAUCAUUGUUUUUGUCGUGCCCGGCUCGUCCGCUCCUUGUGUGUGCCACGCCCCCUGAUUACCCACGUGUGCUUCCCUGAUUGUCUCCAGCGUUGUCUGAUUUCCAUGCUUCGUCUUGUUGUAUUUAAGUCCUGGUCUGACGUGUUUCCCCUGUCCGUCAUUGUGAUUAGACGUGCUUCCCCAUGGUCUCCGUGUUGGUACUCACCAAUAAACCCCUAGUUUGCCCCGUAUUCUGCUUGCCUGCCUAGUCUUUUGCACGCCUGCCCGCACGAUCGCCGUUCUGCUAGCCUUGAUCGUGACAGUUUUUUUGUCUUUUUCCUUAUUU